AUGAAGCUAAUAGUGUCUCUUAUGUUUUUAAUGUUUUUGUCUGUUUUGGUUGUAACAUGCAAUGCAACCAAAGAUAUUUUCAUAUUGGCUGGACAAAGCAACAUGGCUGGUCGAGGAGGUGUUUUUAAUGGAAAAUGGGUAGGUGUUGUUCCAAAAGAAUGUACGCCAAGUCCAUCAGUUUUGAGACUAAGUGCAAAACUAGUUUGGGAAGAAGCCCGUGAGCCUCUUCAUAGAGAUAUCGAUGUCGGAAAAACUUGUGGAAUUGGGCCUGGGCUUGCAUUUGCAAACGAAAUAGUUAGAAUGAGAGGUGGUGGUGGUGGUGGAUAUGUUGUGGGACUUGUUCCUUGUGCUGUUGGUGGAACGAGAAUUGAAGACUGGAGAAAGGGUGCUCCGUUGUAUAAUCAAUUGGUGAGACGAUCUAUUGAAUCGGUUAGGAAUGGUGGGGGUGUAAUAAGAGCACUUCUUUGGUAUCAAGGUGAAAGUGAUACCGUAAGAGAAGAAGAUGCUAAGGCUUAUAAGGCAAGAAUGGAGAGUUUUAUUAUGAAUAUUCGAUCGGAUCUUAAACUACCAAAUCUUCUUGUUAUUCAGGUAGCACUUGCAUCGGGAGAAGGCAAGUUUAUAAAUAUGGUGAGAUAUGGUCAAUUGAAUAUCAAACUUCCUAAUGUUAGGUGUGUUGAUGCUAAAGGAUUGCGUCUCAAGAGUGAUAAUCUUCACCUUACAUCAAUGUCUGAGGUUUAUUUGGGCAUUCAAUUAGCUCAUGCUUAUCUUGCUUCCCCCGGUCAUCACUUUAAUAAUACACAAAUUAGCUAA
Messenger RNA from Vicia villosa (hairy vetch), 810 nucleotides. Its product is annotated as probable carbohydrate esterase At4g34215. NCBI's taxonomy places the organism in Eukaryota, Viridiplantae, Streptophyta, Magnoliopsida, Fabales, Fabaceae. The record is from RefSeq and is a predicted model, not a curated record. The transcript has a single exon. Bases 1 to 810 code for a protein of 269 amino acids.